AUGACAUGUAUCGCACCAACAGCAGAUCAUGGCGCAAGAGUUGUUUUGUUGGAGAGCCUUCUUCACGAAGAAACCGAAUCCGCACCCUCUCAUCAUGAAUUAAUUAAAUUUUUAAAACAAUCCUUUCAAAGAGAAGCAACCCAAGUUCUCCGAAAAUACUACUAUUGGGAUCUCGUCAAAAACAAGCCAUCGAGUUUUCUUGAAAUUCCAACAGAAUUUCAUUCCGAUUAUGACAUUGUCUUUACAGCUGUUCAAAGAAUACCUUCUCAUUUAACGCUCGUUAAAGACAGAGAAAUUGUAAUGCGAUGUAUGACAUCUUCCGAAAAUCAGUGUUUGUCACUCUAUAGUUUUUUGGGUACUGAAUUCAAGCUCGAUGUCGAGAUUGCGAGUAUUGCUUUGAAAAUUUGCCUAAAUGAUUACAAAUCCAUGGCAUCUUCACUACGAUCCAAUGCUGAUCUUGCACUGCAAGUAGUGAGACAAAACGGUUUACUACUCGAACUUGUUCACAAAACAUGUCGAAUGAAAAAUAGAAUGGUACAAAUCACCGCUCUUGAACAAAAUGGAAUGGCUCUUCAAUUUUUGAGUCAUGAAUUGAAAAAUACCUAUGAAUUGGCAUUGACAGCAGUCACACAAAAUGGAGCAGCCAUUCAAUUUAUUUCUCGAGAGUUGAAAAAACGAGAUGAAAUUAUUACAGCAGCAUUAAACUCAAACACAAGGGCCUAUUAUUACUUGCAUCCUACCUUGCGGUUGAAAUAUGCUGAAGAACGUGGAGAUUUAACUUAUCCCUAUGACGAUAUUUUCAUACGGCAACGUAAAAUUCCGUAUAUUGUCUGUAACGAUCGACCAUGUCAAGUAGUGAGAAAAACUUAUAGCAGAUGGUUUAAAAAGUGUCAUAUUGACUGUAAGGACAUUUUUACAGGUGAAACACUUACAUUGAAUUACUUAACACCACAAUCAAUUGUUCACAUUCCAUUCAUUUGGACAUUUGAAUAUUUUGUGGAAUAUAUUGAGGGAGACGAAGUGGUAUUAACACAAAGAAAAACCUUACAGGUCGUUUCAAAGAAAUUGAGUUCUUUAUUCGAGAACAGCAACUCUCAGCUUUUCAACGAGUUAACCGUCAAGAAUGAAUCAAGUAACAAGAUUGUGAAAAUUGUGAAAUCUAUGGGUAUAGAACGAGUGGUUGAUGUGUUGAUGGAUGGGUAA
Molecule: messenger RNA, 1203 nt
Organism: Naegleria lovaniensis
Lineage: Eukaryota; Heterolobosea; Eutetramitea; Acrasida; Naegleriidae
Exons: 1
Coding region: 1-1203 (400 amino acids)
Source: RefSeq, a predicted model, not a curated record